AUGUUGACGUUCAAAAUAGCUUUACUGGCGUUUGCUGCAGCAACUGUCGACGCCGGGAAUGAAAAUUUAAUAGCCGUUGUUCAGAUCUACAGACAUGGUCAAAGAACGCCCGUCAUGUUCUACAACUCCGACCCUUACGCAGACCUUAACAUCUAUUGGGCAGGAUUAGAUCUUGGACAAUUAACGAAUGAAGGAAAACGCCAACACUAUGCAUUGGGCCAAUUCACCAGGAAUCGAUACAGUGAUUGGCUGCCGAAGGUUUACAAUAAAGCUGAUAUAUACGUCCAAUCGACUGAUGUAGAUAGAACUCACAUGUCAGCUCAAGCCAAUGUAUACGGCCUCUAUCCAGCGACUGGAUCGCAAGUCUGGCGAAAGUACGUCAAUUGGCAACCCAUCCCUAUCCACCCAUCCGAUCCUAGAGUCGUUACUAGUUCAAACUCAUGUCCAGCAUAUUACGAGUUGUACGCCAAAUUAGCCAACGAAGAGGAAUUCAUUAAUUUAGAUAAACAGUAUUCGAGUUUGUACCAAUACGUGUCCGAAAAAACUGGCCUGAAUGUUACUACUUUUUCUGAUUUAAUUCAAUUCUAUGACGCUCUACAUAUUGAAGAGCAAGUAGGAUAUUCCCUUCCGUCUUGGACGUCCUCGUUUUAUCCAGAACCACUCUCCACGUUAGCUGCUAAAACUUACCAAUCGUUGAGCUACAACACGCCAAUGAAGAGACUAACUACUGGAGUACUCUUGAACGAAAUCAUCCAGUACUUCGAAUUGAUGGCUACCAACCCGACUGCUAAACCGAAAUACCAAAUGUACAGUUGCCACGACACCAACGUUUUCCCCAUAUUGAACAGUAUAGGUCAAACGCCAACCAAGCCUCUGCCCUUCGCUGUGUCGCUUUGGUUCGAAUUGAGGCUGGUUAAUUCCGAACCUACAGUUCAGUUGUGGAUGAAGAGCGACGGGGAUUUCUCCAGGCUGAGCAUCAACGGUUGCUCUUUGGAUUGCCCGCUCAGCGAGGUGAAGGCCUAUUGGAAGGAGCUUUUACUCGAUGUCGAUGGAUUGGAUAAAGAAUGCGCUGUUUCAAGUCAAUAA
Phyllotreta striolata is the source of this 1086-nucleotide messenger RNA. The record is from the annotation of a GenBank genome assembly. Lineage: Eukaryota; Metazoa; Arthropoda; Insecta; Coleoptera; Chrysomelidae.